ACCGAUGGGGGCCGCGUGGCUUUGUGGGAGAUGUGUGUGGUUUCCCGCGUGAUUCUAUGGGAGGCCUGUGGCUUCCGGUGACUAGAUGGCUAAUCCGGUUUGCAGUGUCCGAUGUGCAACCGCUGCUCCGUAGUCCGUGCCAGCCCUUUUUGUUUUCUAUUUAUUUUAUUCCAUUUUAAUUUUUUUCUCCUUGUCCAUUUCUCCUUCUUUUUUCAUUUUUUCUCUUCUUUUCUUGCGUCUCGCUCUAUUUUCACCAUCCUACAAUUGGAUGGCGCAAACAAUAACCACAACCGAGUGCUGCGAAACGCCGCUAACAAUGCCAUAGCUAUUUCACGCCUUGGUCUAUUGACGGCCUCGGCACCUUCCAGGACGGCGGCCUAGUGGCCAACAACCCGUCCUCGAUCGCGCUGCAAGAGGUAGCCUCCCUUUUCCCUGAAGCGCCACACCCAAGCCUUCUGGCCUCGAUGGGCACUGGCUCCUCCUAGAGCUCGUCCGGCGGCGGGUGGUGGGACUGCUUCCUCUUCCGCCUGGCGCGAGCGUUCCGGAACCGCAACAAGAACGACUGGCAGCGGGUCGUCGCACAGAAGAAGGUGGGUCGAUCCGGUGAGUUCUUCCGCUUCGAUGUCGAGUUCGACGGC
Messenger RNA from Colletotrichum godetiae, 638 nucleotides. RefSeq lists its product as uncharacterized. The record is from RefSeq and is a predicted model, not a curated record. The transcript has a single exon. NCBI's taxonomy places the organism in Eukaryota, Fungi, Ascomycota, Sordariomycetes, Glomerellales, Glomerellaceae. The coding region runs from base 112 to 381 and encodes 89 amino acids.